AUGGAGAAACCCAAUCUGGGUCCUGGAUUUGACCUCUAUUGGUUCCUGAUAGACUACAGCAGAUAUAGAGCCUUGAAGAGAACGGGUGGCUCUGGGACUCAGAGAAUACUGGUUGUCCAGCACCAUGAUAAGGAAAUAUUUCCUAAAAAUUAUACUACUGGAUUGGAAUUUGUUUUCCUGGGACUGGCAUCACAGCCUGAGCUGCAGGUAAUCCUCUUCGUGUUCUUCCUGGUGAUCUACCUUGUCACUCUGGUGAGGAACCUGGGGCUGAUCCUUCUAAUCAAGGCUGACUCCCUACUACACACUCCCAUGUACUUUUUCCUCAGCCACUUCUUCGUGGAUCUGUGCUAUUCUACCAAUUUCUCUCAGAUACUAGUGAAUUAAUCAGAGAAGAAGACAAUUUCUUCUGCUGGAUGCUUUAUGCAAUACCUUUUGUUCACUGGCCUUGUGAUUACCGAAUUUUAUAUCUUUGCUACAAUGGCUAUUGAUUGUUUUGUGGCUGUUAUUCUACAGUACGAAAGCAAGAUGUCCAAGAAUGCCUGCCUUUGCCUGGUUGCUGUUCCCUACACCUUUGGCCUCCUGAAUGGCCUUUCCCAGACAGUACUGACAUUCCACAUAUCCUUCUGUAGCUCCAAGACCGCCAAUCAUUUCUACUGUGCUGAUCCACCCCAUAUCAUGCUGUCCUGCUCUGCUACCUAUAUCAAAGAAAUGAUUAUCCAUUCUGCUGAGGAGCAACAAGAAGCCUUCUCUACCUGUGGCUUCCAUAUGACCCUGGGUUAUCAAGUUUCCUGGAAUCCUUUUCUGAAUCUCUCUUUGAGCUGCUCAACCUUUUUGGAAUUUCGGAAGAUCCUUGUUCCUGUGAACCUGUCUCUCUAUGACAGCCUGGCUUUCAAUUCCAUGGGCUGGCAUUCAGAAUACAGCAACAUCUGCUCCUCAUAUUCCCACGCCUGGCUCCACGCAUGCACAAUGGGAUUAAAGUCCGACGCUGCUAUCACUACAGAGAAUCACGAUAUAAUUUUUUCAAGGAGAGGAGCUGUGGGGGAUGAGCUUGACAAUUACACUUCUGUGACAGACUUUAUUCUCUUGGGUGUCACAAAUCGUCCAGAGCUUCAAGGCUUCCUCUUUGUGUUAUUUUUAAUCAUCUAUUUUGUACUAAUUCUACCAAAUUCUAGCCUUCACACACCCAUGUGUUUCUUCCUCACUAACUUAGCAUUUGUAGACCUGUGCUAUUCUACAAUCACAACCCCCAAGAUGCUGGCUAACUUCUUAUCAGAGAAGACAAUCUCCUUUGCCGGUCGUUUCAUUCAAUUCUAUAUUUUCAUUGCUCUGCCCCUUACAGCGUUUUCUAUGUUGGCAGUAAUGGUGUAUGACCGCUAUAUGGCUAUUUGCCACCCUCUACAUUACAGCAUCAAAAUGUCCAGGAGGGUUGGCACCUGCCUCAUCGCUUUCCCCUAUGUUUAUGGCUUCUCCGAUGGCCUGUUCCAAACAAUCACGACAUUCAUAUUGUCCUUUUGUGGAUGCAGCGUCAUCGACCACUUUCACUGUGCCGACCCACCUCUCGUAAAGCUGUCUUGCUCUGAUACCCACUUCAAAGAAUAUGCCACGCGCCUCUCUGCUGGAUUUAACCUCUCCACCUCCCUCAAGAUCACCAUCUUGUCUUAUAUCUUCAUUCUCAUGGCAAUCCUCAAGACCCAGUCUUCUGAGGAAAGGAGUAAAGAGUUUUCCAUCUGCGGAUCCCACAUGAAGGGUGUCACUUUAUUUUAUGGGUCACUCUUCUGCAUGCAUGUGAGACCUCUGAAGGAUCAGUCCAUAGAGCAGUCCAAGAUAAUAUCUGUUUUCCAUACAGAUACGUUGAAUCCUCUGAUCCAGAUUUGUCCUCAGAUUUGUCUGAGGAACAAAGAUGUAAAAGGGGCUUGGAGGAAAUUGAAAUCGUCAAGGACAUUUUACUUACAUGCAUUACUUUUACAACUGGAAAGAGGUCAUUGGUAUACGCUCUGUUUCUAUGGGAUAGUGCUGAAAGCAGAAGACUAA
Messenger RNA from Tachyglossus aculeatus (Australian echidna), 2031 nucleotides. RefSeq lists its product as uncharacterized. Gene Ontology annotation, molecular function: olfactory receptor activity; odorant binding. Gene Ontology annotation, cellular component: membrane. The record is from RefSeq and is a predicted model, not a curated record. NCBI's taxonomy places the organism in Eukaryota, Metazoa, Chordata, Mammalia, Monotremata, Tachyglossidae. Gene Ontology annotation, biological process: sensory perception of smell; G protein-coupled receptor signaling pathway.